AUGAAAUUUUUUUCUUUACCAGCUUUAAAGUAUUGUAAAAUUACAUGUGAAACAAAAAAGGAUGAUAGAUUAUCGUUUCUUAUUGAUGAUGAUGAUGAUGAUAAAUACAGUCCUAUUGAAACUCUUAUUAUUAAUGAUCGUAUUUGGCUUGAUGAAAUACAUGAUAUUUUAUCUUAUUUUUCUAAUCUUCAUCGUUUAUCAAUUGAUUAUCUUGAUGGAUUUCGUAAUAAACAAUUAAAAAUUGAUUCAAUUAAUUUAAAAUCUUUAACAUAUGUUAAUCUUAAAGUUCAAUGUCUUGAUUUUAAUCAAUUUGAACAAUUAAUUAUCGGUUAUUUUCAACAAGUUGAAUCUUUAUAUCUUUCAUCAAGAUAUGAUAUUGACUAUUUAAAUGCAAAUCGAUGGCAACAAUUGAUUUUAAAUCAUAUGAAAAAUUUAAAAAUUUUUGAUUUAUAUCAUAUAGAUUGUAAACGAUUUGAUAAUAAUAAUUCUCAACAAAUAUAUCAUGAUUUGAUUGACAAUUUUGUUUCUCCAUUUUGGAUUAAACGACAAUGGUUUUUUACACAUCAUCAUGAACAACACGGAAAUUUUCAUACAGGAUAUUUUUAUUCAACAAAUCCAUAUAAGAGAAAAGAUUAUACAUUAUAUUAUGGAACAGAUGAUAAUAAUUGUCAAUUUUAUCAACAAAUAAAUUUCAAUAAAAUUAAUCAUGUUCGUAUAUGUGGUACACAAUCUAAAAAUAGUAUUAUUAAUUAUUUUCCAAAUGUUACUGAACUUACUUUUGAUUUAUCUAAUGAUUCAAUUACAAUCGAUCUUAAUCUUAAUUUAAAUUCAUUAAAAAUUUGUAAAACAUUAAUUAAGGAUACUGAAUAUGAAUUAAUUCAACAAAGUGAACUUUUUCAAAUGAUAUCAAAUAAGAAUAUGAUUAAAAAUUUGGUUAUUGAUGAAUGUUGUACAUUAAAACAUAUUCAAUUAUUUGUUGGUUUAUGUCCUCGAUUACAACAACUUACAAGUGGAAUGAAUCGAAAAGAAUUUUUAUCGAUUGUACAAUUUUUAUUAUCAACAAAUGAUAAAAAUAUACAAAAUUUACCCUUUUUAUGUGUUUUAUAUGCACCUAAAGUAUCAUUAAAGUAA
Rotaria sordida is the source of this 1131-nucleotide messenger RNA. Lineage: Eukaryota; Metazoa; Rotifera; Eurotatoria; Philodinida; Philodinidae. The record is from the annotation of a GenBank genome assembly.